UGAAGCGGAUAUCAUACUUCUUGUUGCCAGUUUGUAUGAAUUAAAUAUUAGUUAUAGCCAUUAAAACAUUUUUUCUAUGCAAGAUACAUGCGAAAAAGCUUGCGAUCGUGUCCAAAGGUGUUCUAAACAGGACCCUCAAUGCGCGGUGGAAUAUCAUUAUUGAAUGGACUUUCGUGACCAAUCGAAUUCACUCACUGAUUCGUCAUUGUGGGACAAUCUAUAUUUCAGUCACGAAUCAUGGACUAAGCGAGAUCGAGUAAGGAACUUCAUGAGGAGGGAAAGUGACUGAGCAUCAUUAGCAAGCAAGUGUCCCGGCCUUUCUCGAGGACACAGUAUGGCUGGCAACUUUGCCGCCGUAGCCACGGUAAACAAGAAGAAACGGACUCGACGAGCGCUAUCUAAAGGAGUCAGCUUUCAGAGACGCCCGAGCAGGGUUGGUCACGCGCCUGACUUAGAUGGAUGGGACAAUGAGGCUUAUGAGGACAAUCUGUCAUUACCGCAUAAUGCCAUUCCUGUCACACAGGCUGCAAGAGAGGGCCUGGUUGAUGUCGUCCAGUGUCACAUCCAGAAUAACCCAAGAUGUGUCUUCACUCGGGAAGAUGGGAACGAAUGCACUCCUCUCCAUCAGGCGGCCAGGUUCAACAGGGUGUCCGUUGUUAAUAUGCUACUAGAGGCAGGAGCAGAGGCGAAUGCGAGUGAGUCAAUGGGCCUGACUCCUCUUCACCUAUCGGCUAGAUACAACUCUGCCGACUCCGUCCAGGCCCUGAUCAAAUACGGUGCCAGUGUGAACGCCCGAGACCAACGUGGUAAAACAGCCGUCCACUACGCCGCCAGGAGGGGCUUCAACUCGGUUGUGAAGGAACUGUUGUCCCCUGAGGACUCGAAUGUCAACAUCCAAGAUGACGAUAAGAUCACGCCACUACACGAGGCAGCAACGGGAGGGCAGAAGACCGUCUGCGAAAUAUUGGUCGAAAAAGGCGCUGAUCCAUGGUCACGUGACGUGAGUGACAUCACUCCACUGAUCAACGCAGCUAGUGUCGGAAGCGUAGAAGUCAUUAAUGCCUUGUUAGAAGCUGUCUCUAAAGACUCUCUAAAAGAUGAACCCAAACAGGCAGAGUACCUGUCAUUGGUGGAUGACGAGGGAAGUAAUGCUCUCCAGACGGCAGCACAGAACGGACAUCUGAAGGUGGUGGAACUCUUGUUGUCGAAGGGCAUCGAUAUAAACUCAAUGAAGUCUCAUCGCCGGCGCACCGAUAAGAAGGUCAAUAAACAGACAGCGCUGCAUGUUGCCGUCACAAACGGGUUCAAGGAAAUUGUUGAAUAUCUUUUGAAACAAGGAGCAGAGGCUAACCCACGUGACACAGAACAAAUGACCCCCAUACACAGAGCUGCCCUGCAUGGACGAGAGGACACGAUACAGACUAUCAUGAAACAUGGCGGAGACCUUAAUGCCAUGGACCGGGACAACCUAACUCCACUGCACUGUGCCUGCUGGAAGGGUCACCCAGUAACGACCAAACUUCUCGUAGAGAAUGGAGCACAGUUUUCUGCCGUGGAUACUUCAUUGAGGACGUGCUUGCAUUGGGCAGUCCAGAAUGGACAGUAUGACGUCUUACAACCAGUACUCCAGGGAACCCAUGGUCACUUUGAAGAGAUGAAUGGUGCCAGGACAAUAGUGGACUGGAAGGACAACAUGGACCAGACUGCCCUCCAUUAUGCUGCAGCCAUCGGGAACACAGCGAUCCUGCAGCGAUUGCUUGAGUUUGGUGCGAAUCCUUCGCAAACCGACCUGGAGGGGAAGACACCUCUUCACAUAGCCAGCGAAAAGGGCAACAUUGGUUGCGCUGAGAGCUUGGUAGCAGCCAGCAAAGGCGAGCUGAACGACCCGGAUGUGGACGGUAUGUCUCCUCUUCUCCUGGCGAGCUCCAAUGGUAACAGACAGAUGGUCAAGGUUCUUACAGCACUUGGGGCGGAUAAUUCGACGAAAGACGACCAGAAAAGGACAGCUCUGAUGCUGGCAGCUACGAAUGGGCACUCUUCUGUCGUAUCCAUUCUCGUGGAUGACCAUGCCGAUGUCCACGCCACUGACAGAUACAAGAACACAGCGCUUCACUACGCAUGUGCCAACAACCAAACCCAAACCGUGAAGCUUCUAUUGGCGAAGAAGGCUGACGUUAUAGCAAAGAAUAACAAAAAUGAUACCCCGCUGGACCUGGCGAUGCAAAAUCUAUCGAAUGAAGCAGCCAUUGCAAUUCUACAGAGUGACAAGUGGCGGAGAGCAAUGGAAGCUCGAGAUAAGAAGGGCAACACCCCGAUGAAGAAGUUGAUCAAGAGGCUACCUGAGGCAGCGAAGGUGGUGAUGGAUCAGUGUGUGAAAAUCUCAUCUGAUGACCCCGCAGAUAUAGACCUUGAGAUGACCUUCCAAUACAAGUACAUCGAUCCAGGUCCUGAUGACCCGAUGUGUAAGGCGAAACGAUGGCUAGCUUUGGAGACGAUGGCAAAAUAUGGACGGCGGGAUCUUCUGUCACAUCCUCUCUGUCAAAACAUACUCACUGUCAAAUGGCAGAAGUUCGCCCGCUACCUGUUCUAUCUGAACCUGCUGACCUACAUCGUGUUUGUCAUCAUGAUGAUGAUAUUCAUCUUCACAGUAGCGACACCUAUUAGGACUGUCAACAUAGACAACGUGAAUUACUGCCCUAUCACUCUUCCUGCAGAUCAAGCCAAUAAUACGACACUUCUCAACUUCUACAUAGCGAAUGGCCAGUUGACCUGGGAGCAGCGAGCCUACCACGAUGGUUACCACGCUGCGCUGUGUGGCUUGUGUCUGACAAUAGCAUUCAUCUUCUUCAUCAAGGAGGUGGUCGUGCUGGUCAAAUCGGGCUAUAUCUACUUCUUCGAGGUGGGCAACUGGUUGGCCGUGAUCCUGAUAGCCUUCACGGUUGCCGCUCUGUCACCACCCAUGUAUGCACCUUGUCUGUGGCAGUGGCGAUGCGCCUGGAUUGCUACCUUUACGAGUUGGAUCAACUUCACAAUGUACUUAAGGAGAAUCGAUGGUGUCGGUCUGUACGUGAUCAUGUUCACAGCAGUUAUCAAGAGUAUGGCAAAGAUUGCACUGAUCCUGUUCCUGUUAAUGUUCGCCUUCGCCUCUGCCUUCUACAUCGUCUUAGCAAAACAGGCUAUCUGGGAGAACUUAGGUACCAACCUCGUCACCACCUUAGUGAUGACUCUGGGCGAGAUUGAUUACUUCAACAACUUUGGAGACCAAAAGUUAGAACCGUUUAAGGCCGAUGCAUAUAUCCUACUGGUUUUCUUCAUUUUCCUCUUGCCCAUUAUGAUGAUGAAUCUAACGGUUGGUGUUGCUAUUGGUGAUAUUGACAGCAUCCAGAAGAACUCCUACAUCAAGAGGUUAGAACUGCAGAUGCACGUGAUCAAGGACAUGGAGGGUGACUUCCCAAAAGCUCUUCAACGGAAGCUCUGGAGGAAACAAUACUCGGUGAAACCGAAUAAAAGCAAAAGAACAAGAUGGCGAAAGUUCAUGGUUCGUGUGUUCGGGUUGCCGACCACGACUGAGUUCAUGCAAGACGAUAGCGCGGGGGAUUAUGGAGAGGCGAUCAGUCAGGAGGUGAUGAAGCUCAAAACAAGGAUGAGCUAUGUGACCAGCCUCCUAGAUCACCACAGCAUCGUCCUUCAUCAGAUAGCCCAAAAGAUGAAUGUGGAGACUCCCGCUGCUCCGCCAGACACCUUGUCGCACAGCAGCGAGCUCUCGUAAGAAGAGGACAUUCAAACACACUACGGCACUGGGAGUUGACUCAUCGCUACUCCGGCCGUGUAGUCACAACUGCAUCAUUUCUAAAUCAUUUACCUACGUUUGCUGACUGUGCCGCGCCCAUCAGGGUAAACGGCCGUCACAACUCGUACAACACGUACUCCACUAAAUGUUAGGAACACAAUACACAUAGGAAGACCAACGUUGUUCUCGCCUCACUCGAAUCUCUUAUGGCGCUGUGCUUAUUCGCUGCCCGUUGUCAGGGUGCAGUUUGUUGAUCAAGUUCGGAUGCCCGAUAGGCAAAUGACAAUUCCAUGACUGAAUUUCAACCCAUAUCUACUGGCAUGUAGCUAUAGUUUUUGGUCGCGGGGGCUUUUGUCCAUCCGUCGGUCUGAAAAUCGGACAAAAUGUACCUGAAAAACAAGCUUUUUGUGAGUGUUCUACGGCCCUGACCAAAGUGCUUCCAUGCGAUAUCGGAACGGAACAACCCGUAGGUAUAAUUGUAGAUGUCUAAUUUUGUACGUAUCUAUUUGUUUACACAAUGAAAUAAAG
Lineus longissimus is the source of this 4318-nucleotide messenger RNA. Its product is annotated as transient receptor potential cation channel subfamily A member 1-like. Gene Ontology annotation, molecular function: monoatomic ion channel activity; protein binding. The transcript is spliced from 30 exons. Lineage: Eukaryota; Metazoa; Nemertea; Pilidiophora; Heteronemertea; Lineidae. The coding region runs from base 335 to 3769 and encodes 1144 amino acids. The record is from RefSeq and is a predicted model, not a curated record. Gene Ontology annotation, cellular component: membrane. Gene Ontology annotation, biological process: transmembrane transport; monoatomic ion transport.